GACAGUGAGAGAUCUUCACCUCGCCGCUACAUUCUCCGUCCCUGCGGGGAUAAAACCCCCGCCCUGGACCUGCUGCCACUUUCUCCCUGUUGUGUUUAGCCCAGCUUGAACCCGCAGAGAGCCAUGGCCAUGCUGCGAGUGUCUUCCUACCGAAAACUGUUUGAGGAUGAAAGCUGGAGUAGGAGCGGAAGGUCGAGUGCGCAGUGUGCGGGGCAGUACCGGGCCUCCGUCAGGGGGGCCUCCAUUGAUGAGUGUGACUGUGACAAGUUCGACUUUGUAGCUGCGAAAGCGCUCAACAAAGAGGGUCUGACCCGGUUUGUCCAGGAUAGAAACGUCAUUGGUGCCCUGAACGACCGGUUGGUCCGAGUUAUUGAGCUGGCUCAUUGUUUUGAGGAGGAGAACGAGUCUCUUGAAUGUCAGAUAGUUGAGCUGGAGGAGCAGCUGAGCAGGCGGCAGGUCUCCAGCAUCACCUCCUCUGUAGCCGUGCCUGACUUCAGUCUGGAUGCUGUGGUGGAGAGGCUGCGCAGGGAGAGGGACGGGAUCCUGUGUGACACCGAGGAGCUGCAGAAAGAGCUGGAGCGCCUGAUGACAGAGUAUGAGAAGGCCGCUCAGCAGAGGAUCCUCCUCCAGCAGGACCGGCAAGAUGUUGCAGAGGAUGUCGAUGCUGUGACAGCAGAGUGUUUGGCGCUGAGGGAGCAAGUGGCUAUCUACGAGGAGCAGCUGGCCAACAUGGAGGCCCAGCACAAGACGGCAGUGGAGAGCAUGCUGGAGCCAGAUGAAGGGAUGACCGGAGCGAUGAGAGCUAUUAAAUUUGGCGUCCCUGACAUCACUGCGGCCCGGGAUGUGAAGGAGUACUACCGCCAGCUGGCUGAGAGCCUCCAGUUUGAGUGUGGUGCAGCAUCCUCUGCUGUGGUUCCCCGUGGUGAAGGAAAACAACUGGAUGUGGGAGGAGCUGCAGGGUCAGCGGGGAAAGACUUGUCAAAGAUGAAGGACGUCGGUGAAGUGAAGAGGCUGAUUGCAGAGCUACAAAAGGAGCUUGCUGAGCUGGAGAAGUGUAACGAGGAGCUGGAGGACGAGGUUGACAUGAAGAAGGCUGUGUACAUGGAAGAGAUCGCUGAGUUAGAGUGUACUUUAGAUGAAAUGUGGCAGCAGGAGGCAGACUUCCAGGUGCAGAUGAAUGAGCAGUGUGAAGACUACAAGGAGCUGCUCAGUGAGAAGAUGGCCAGAGAGAUGGAAAUAACCGCCUACAGGAGUCUGUUGGAGGAAGAGGACGAGUGCUUGUGUGACCCGUGACUCGUAGCCAGAGAGCCGGACUGGAUGCUCCCUCUCACCUGGAUACGAAAAUAAAGCAAAGAGAACCGUGAAACACACACUGGGGUGAAGCUUAAGGUACCAAUGCAGCAAUUAAAGCAGAACUUAUCAUGACAGAUUAAUGCCGUCUGGAGGCCUGAGCCGGGCCAGUGAUAACAGGUGAUGACCGCGAGACUCCAAGAAAGAUGGAGCUGUC
Eleginops maclovinus (Patagonian blennie) is the source of this 1507-nucleotide messenger RNA. It is a transcript of the gene vimr2, whose product is annotated as vimentin-related 2. The record is from RefSeq and is a predicted model, not a curated record. Gene Ontology annotation, molecular function: structural constituent of cytoskeleton. The transcript is spliced from 10 exons. Gene Ontology annotation, biological process: intermediate filament organization. Gene Ontology annotation, cellular component: cytoplasm; intermediate filament. The coding region runs from base 124 to 1293 and encodes 389 amino acids. NCBI's taxonomy places the organism in Eukaryota, Metazoa, Chordata, Actinopteri, Perciformes, Eleginopidae.